Messenger RNA from Cydia amplana, 1031 nucleotides. RefSeq names its product arrestin domain-containing protein 4 (gene Vdup1). The transcript has 6 exons. Lineage: Eukaryota; Metazoa; Arthropoda; Insecta; Lepidoptera; Tortricidae. Bases 39 to 1031 code for a protein of 330 amino acids. The record is from RefSeq and is a predicted model, not a curated record. Gene Ontology annotation, cellular component: cytoplasm. Gene Ontology annotation, biological process: protein transport.
UGUAGUUGUUUGUCAGUGGGCGUGGACGGGGCUCCAAGAUGCCACGGAAGCUGCUGAAGUUCCUGAUCGUGUUCGACAACACGUCGCUGCUGUACUUCCCGGGGCAGUUCCUGUCUGGGAAGGUGCUUAUGGAACUGCAGGAUGACACUCCUGUACUUGGGCUACAUUUCCAUGUAGUGGGCGAGGGCGUGGUCCGCGUGGGCUCGGGGCGCCACGAGCGGCUCUUCGACAAGGAAAACUACAUCGAUUUCAGGAUGCGCCUGCUCGGUGAACCAGGAAACGGCGCCUCAGUCCUCUCCCCCGGCAUCCACAGCUUCCCCUUCAAGCUGGGCCUGCCGCAGGGGCUCCCGUCCACGUUCCUGGGCACGCACGGCUGGGUGCAGUACUACUGUAAAGCGGCGCUCCGCGAACCCAACGGGCUCACACAUAAAAACCGCCAAGUCUUCAUAGUCUGCAACCCGAUCGAUCUUAAUUUGGAGCCUCCAGUCCUCUCGCAAGAAUUCGAGUGCAGCGUGGAGCACCGGCUGGGCGUGGGCUGCGUGGGCGGCGGCAGCGUGGCGUGCCGCGUGACGCUGGACCGCGGCGGCUACGUGCCCGGCGAGACCAUCGCGCUCAGCGCAGCCCUAGCCAACCGCUCCCGGACCACCAUCCGCGGCACGCGCGCCACGCUCACCGAGACGAUCCAGUAUUCGGCCCACGGCAAAGUGUGCGCCAAGGAGGUUCGGGAGCUUGCCGCCCUGACGCGCGGCAAAGUGCGCCCCGGCGGCACGGACACGUGGCGGCGCGAGCUGCUGUACAUCCCGCCGCUACCGCCCACCAACCUGCGCGGCUGCCAUCUCAUACAAGUGCAGUACGACGUGUUUUUCAUAAUCGAGCCGAAGAGCCUGGAGAAGGAGGUGAAGCUGCAGCUGCCGAUCCUGCUCGGCACGUACCCGCUGGCCGCCGAGCGGGACUCCGCCCCGCCCCCCAUCUACCCCGGCACACUGCCCGUCUUCCGGCCCUGGCUGGCCGACAAACCGCUCAACCACUGA